GGAGCUGUGCAGUACGCGCUCUUUGUAUUCAGAAGCGGUCAAACCUGUGAAUUAACAUAUUACGCACUAAUACUCAGAAUAACACAAAAGAGUAUGUCAAUAGAUAAAACAAGUAUUGCAGUACAUCAAUGUCGUGACACUUCACUUCGUCAGUUCCCGUAACAAAUAUGAGUCAAUACAGAGUUACCUACACUUUAGCGGGUUGAGUCAGUCGGUUGUUUCAGUGGUGUUCUACAGAUGAACACCACCAGCACAAGCACAGCAAGUCGCCCUCUCGUCUGCGUGAUCUGAUGUCCGUCAUUAUGUUACGUUAAGUGUAAUUAUAUUAACACACAUCGCUAAAUCCUCACCUUUACGGGCCGAUGUGCAUCAGGGAAUGGCGCUUCCUGUGGUGCUGCUGGCCUGCUCCCCACCCAACCACGCACGCACGGCGAGGCAAAGGACGGCAGCUGUGCGUGAAGCCAAGCACGGGGCCAGGACGGCUUGUGCAAGAAUGCCUUCGUGGAUUCGAGCCUCCGUUUGGACGUGGCCGACCAUCAGGACUGCCAGGACUUCAGAUACAAAGUUCGUGAUGAUGUGGUCAAGUUUACCUUCUCGCGCAAGUUUGAUACCUGCCACCCACACCACUACGUUAUACAGCGAGGCACGACACAUGUGGUGUGGUCAUGGGGUGCAGGGCCCCUGUACCGCCUCUCAGGUGUCCUGGCGAAGGGGGAUCACACUGGCCUGGUGCGAGUGGAGCUGCUCAAGCCUGCACUGCCCCCAGCUACCCAGGGGGAUGACACCCAAGUACUGGAGAUCUCUCCCUCAGGUGCGGUCGCAGAAGGUACGUGUCCCGGCUGAGGAGACCACUUACUGGUGCACAGUGGAGAGGCUGCCAGAUUCCUUCUCUGAGAAGCAACACGUCCUGCAGUUUGGUCCAGUGAUUGAGGCGGGUAAUGAGGAUCUGGUUCACCACAUGGAGCUUUUCCACUGCGAGUACCCACCUGAAGUGACUGUCCCCAAGUAUCAGGGCCCUUGUGCUGCCCCUGAUCGUGCCCCUGAGAUCGAUGCCUGCAAGAGGGUGUUAGCAGCCUGGGCAAUGGGUGCCUCCCCCUUUGUUUACCCCUUGGAGGCUGGGCUGCCCAUCGGAGGUCCAGAUUUCAACCCGUAUGUCAUGCUGGAAGUACACUACAACAACCCUAGAAUUUUGGCAGGUCGUGUGGACAGCUCAGGUCUUGCUCUGCACUACACCAGGCGGCUGAGGGCACAUGACGCAGCCAUCAUGGAGCUGGGGCUAGAGUACACUGCCAAGAUGGCCAUCCCGCCACACCUGCUGUCCUUCACUUUAUCUGGAUACUGUGUGCCUGAGUGUACUGCGCUGGGACUCCCAGCAGAAGGCAUCCACGUCUUCGGAUCACAGCUACACACACACCUGACGGGAGUGAGAGCCUGGACCAAGCAUCUGAGGGACGGCACAGAGCUGGAGGACUUGAACCGUGAUGACCACUACUCUACACACUUUCAGGAGAUCAGGAGGCUGCCCCAUCCUGUCCAUGUGUUGCCGGGUGACACGCUCAUAAUGUCCUGCGAGUUCUCAACGAUGGACAGGGACAACAUUACAGUGGGAGGGUUUGCCAUCAGUGACGAGAUGUGCGUCAAUUACAUCCACUACUACCCUCGGACGGACCUCGAAGUGUGCAAGUCCUCCAUCGACUCAUCCACUCUCAUCAACUACUUCAGCUUCAUGAAAAGGUGGGAGCUGCAGAGCACAUCCCGAGAAGUGAACUGGAGGCAAAACUACCAGGCCAUCAGAUGGACACCUCUGAGGUCGGGUAUGCUUGCCGAUCUCUACCUGAACUCCCCACUCUCCAUGCAGUGCAACAAGUCUUCUGGGGUUCGUUUUCCUGGCUACUGGGAGAACAUUCCCAUCCCCCACAUCCUGCACCCCCUGGAGCCUCCCCCAAGUCCCUGCAGCCCCGCCAAGGAGGUGGAAGAGAACGACUCUCCUUUAAUGAACUAAAGUAUUCUCACUCGCUCAUUCUUCCACGGUAAUGUUUGCUUGUUACUGUUCACUGUAGUGGGAGUAAGGAGUUGUUUGGGUUCUAUAAUAAAAAUGUUCUCUUCUCUUUCUAAUAGCUGUAUCUGGUUGUUUCUCUUACUUACCUAAUAAGCAGAUUUUUCAGUGCUCUGGUGCAGAAUACUGACUUCCUCUCAUAUUCCACUUGCUCUAGAAAUUUGUAAACAUCCAAAUUUUUCAUUGUAGAAAAUGUAUGAUGAGAAUUUUCUCCAAUAGUAUAAAGAUGCGCCUUUCUUUCUGUGUGGUUUUCUCAUGUAGUGUAGAGAUGUACGAUAGUUUGUCUCUCCUCUCCAGAGUGUGCGGGAGGAUGAUGUAAUACUAACAGAGGGUUGGCUUGGGUGUGACGUCUUCCUGCUUGGCUUGGGGAUGGAUGCCCCUGUAGCUUCCAUUUUCUGUCAAUGUUGUUAAGGGAUUCAUCAUAUCUUGUGUAGCAUGGCAUGAUAUUAUCUACAUUAAUAAAUAUUCUAACGGAAAA
Molecule: messenger RNA, 2534 nt
Organism: Scylla paramamosain (green mud crab)
Lineage: Eukaryota; Metazoa; Arthropoda; Malacostraca; Decapoda; Portunidae
Gene: Tbh
Product: dopamine beta-hydroxylase-like
Exons: 13
Coding region: 377-2002 (541 amino acids)
Biological process (GO): dopamine catabolic process; norepinephrine biosynthetic process; octopamine biosynthetic process
Cellular component (GO): secretory granule membrane
Molecular function (GO): dopamine beta-monooxygenase activity; copper ion binding
Source: RefSeq, a predicted model, not a curated record